AUGAAUGCAUCGGGCGACCCCCCAGCAAGCUGGGGCACAGACGGCGUCGCCCCCCCUAUCCUCCCCGUCUCAAAGGUCACAACCUCCAUCUUCUUCGAAUGGGUCGGCAUCCUCCCUCUGGCAAUCUACCUAGCCGGCAGCGGCCUGUCCCACCGCCUGGUCGGGCAGACGGCGCUCGCGAGCUUCAUCAGCGUCAGCCUGUUCCCGCGGCUCGGCGUGCUGGACAGCGUCGCCGAGUUCAUCCGCGAGUCGUCCGAUUUUCUGGAUCGCGCGUCGUCCAUCAGCGAGCUCAGAAGGACCGUCUGGGACGCCAACUUUGGCAGCGUGUUUCCCUGCGCCAACGGGGCGGCGAGCGACAUCCUCGCAAGGCAUGUGAUUCGUGGUGCGCGUGAGGUUGAGAUUCCGCAGGAUUUGGCGAAGUUGACGCGUGCGUAUGAAGAUGGACUCGCGGAUGGUGCUGUCUCGGAGGAGGAAGAUGGGUCGACGAAGAAUGAAAAGGAGAAGGGUGCUGCAGUGUCUCCGUUUCGCCGCUUCCAGACGUUGUACAUUAUAGAUUGCACCGUCGACGCCGAGCGGAGGAAAGGUGUCAGGGCAACCAUCUCCGGUACUUGGCUGUCCACUCUUGGCGAAGGCGUCUUCUUGCUUAUCCUUCUGGGUGCGGGUGCCGUGACCGUCUUGUUCGGUUUAUACGGAACUGCGGCGGCGAUCCUCCUCAGCGCCGUGUUUCGCACGGCACGGAGCUACAUCAAAGUUAUCACGCCCCCGGGCUAUCUGGAAAACAACGAGCCCAACCAGGUCGAUGGCUGCAUGCUCGCGGCAAUACACGAGAACGCGUCGACGUGGUAUCUCUACCGCGGCUCCCGGGCCGUUGUCGAUGGCCUGCUCAACAAGCCCAUGAUCCUGGACAUUACGGCUCGUCCAAACAGGAUGCUGGCCCUCACCCUGCGGGCUCUUUCUGCCUUUCAGAUCCUCACCAUGACAUAUGUUGCUGCGCAGAAGGGCUGGGACGGGGUGGGUUUGUUGGUGCUCAUCGUCGUGGCCUGGACGCUGGAUUGCGUUCUCUACAAUGACGACAAGUUGGCCGCAGGUUGGCUUCAGAGGGAGAAUGUCACCAUGAAGGCGUGGAGGUGCCAGUUCAGUGGUCGCACGGCCAUGCUUGGGAGUAUCCAGAUGCUGAAGACGAGUACAGUGGCGAGUUGGAUGGACCAGAUCCUGGCGCCUUCAGAGCGGCGCGCGAAAUGGCUGGAGAUGCUAUCGCUGGAUCGGCCUGACUUUGAUACGCGGGGGAGGGAGCUGACGGACAAGGAGGAGGGCGAGCUGAAAUGGGUCAAGAAUAACUGGUUGCUGACGCGGGCUGCGGUUGAUGCGAUCAGGAACGCCAUGGGCGAAAAUGCGGCGUGA
Trichoderma citrinoviride is the source of this 1401-nucleotide messenger RNA. RefSeq lists its product as hypothetical. The record is from RefSeq and is a predicted model, not a curated record. NCBI's taxonomy places the organism in Eukaryota, Fungi, Ascomycota, Sordariomycetes, Hypocreales, Hypocreaceae. The transcript has a single exon. The coding region runs from base 1 to 1401 and encodes 466 amino acids.